GCCUACCCAAGUUUCAGACUACACUACCAGUAAGUACUACAUAUACGCUCACUUGUGGUAACAUGCAUCGAAAUGUCACCAAAGCAUUCACUUCACUUGCCAUGACAUGCACGGGGCCAGCUGCAUCAUGCAUCAUGGCAGUGAUUGGACGGGAAUGAAAGAGGACACUUCCCACUCGACCCUUUUCGACAUGGCACUGCAUUGUACUGUCCACUCCAAGGUAACAGGUCACGUCAUGAAGCUGUUCAAAUGCAGAUCUUGUGCCAAUCACGCGUUGACCUAACAAUCACACAUCCUAUACGUUGAUGCAGCUAUUCGUUGUAAUUGGUUCCACUCUUAACCAUGAGGGCGUGCGGAUGGUUGCCGUGCAAUCAUCUAGACUCAUAUAAACAAAUCAGACUACACCGUUGCACCCAAAGCUUGCUGUAACACAGCGGCAUACACACCCAUGCAAUCGGAGAUUCAGGCCCUAUGGAAAAGUGCUGAUAUUCUUCAAGCAACGAGGCUCUGUCAAUUUCAGUUGACUACACUUCAUAUCUUGAAUGGAUAGCCACUUAUAUGUUUGCUCUUAGUAUCUGCUACGACAGUUGCUUUAUAUGGCCAUGGUCUGCUUUGGUUACCCUAAGUCGAACAUGCUCUGAUCAUUGUUUUUUUAUAAUGUCACAGCGCUGACAUUACAGCGCGAGGUGGAUUUAGUAUGGGGGAAAAAAUGGUCAUAUAUAACAAUUCCUUACAUCGCAGUAAGCACGUUGUUGACUAAUGAUUUAUAUUUCUCACAAGUUGUCGUGAUUGGUGGAAUCGAUAUGUCGGCGAUGCGGUGCUAAUGUAAGGUCUAGUUUUACUUGGUGCCGUUACUCACCUCCUGGUAUCUUCAUCUAGCGAUCUUGCUUCGUGUAUGUUACUAUACUUUUCACACUUCCUCUUCUAAUCGACGAUUCUCAGUUUUUGUUAGCACAUCAAUGUCAGAUACUGCGUAUGUUUCUUUAAUUUGAUGUAGCAAGUUAAAGAACUGAAAAUAUAAAUACUACAAAUGCUUACAUAGUUGUAACGCAGGAACUAGGCUGCAACGGUGGGAGUCGGUUGUCGUACUGUGGGCUAUGCAAGCUACUUUCAUCAUGCGCGUUUAUGCCAUGUUCCAACGGUUGAAGAAAAUUCCUUUGUUCAUGUCUUUUCUCCUUUUUGUUGAAGUUGUCGCUAUAUUGGUAACAGUAGGAAUGGAUUUAAGUCCCGAUGGACCAGCGAAAAGUGUAUCAGAGCCUAUCCUGGGAAUCCAUAUGUGCACCAUCGUAGAUGUUAGUAAAAGUCUGACAUUUAUAUACAUUCCCAUUAUGUGCUUCCAAUGCACCCUCUUCGUUCUGGCUGUUUGGGUUGGUUUUCUGCACGUGCGAGAACAACGUAGGGCCUUGGGAGGAUGGAAGGCUGAUAUGAUGAUGAAGGUUCUCAUCAGGGACAGCACAUUUUUCUUUCUAUUUAUAUUUGUGAUGUGCACAACCGAAGCAGGGGCCUACCUUGGCCUUCCGGCAGUGUACAUGGGGAUAUUGGCUAGUAUUGUUAACUCUUCAGGAGUGGUUCUGAGUACGCGCAUGAUCAUCAACUUCCGGAAAUCGUUCUCCCCUUCUCUUGGAGCUCAGCCUGGGACAGAAGGAGUAACCCUCAGUACCUUCCACGCGACAUUCCAUGCAAGUGCCAGCGAUGUGCAGCUAUCGCAGCAAUUACCCAGCACGAGUUGUCCAGAAGAACAUACCAACGAGAUUGCUAGAAUCGUGGCCCAGGUCAAUACUCGAUAUUAAUGUGUCUGUCGUGACUUGCAGGCAAAACAUAGCGGCUGUCGAGGUGCUCUUUUUCACCUUUUUCCUUGGUCAAACAUUUUCAACUUGUUGUAGCGUUUCUGGCAUGUAUAGAUUCACCCAGUCAUUUAUUUUUCGCCUUCACUUAACUUUUCGAAUCAGCUUGCAUAUCUCCAUUUCCUUUGAAGAUAUGUUUGCGAAUUUUCCUUAGCAACUGAUACUAAGUGUCUUAUAUGAUGCAGACCAAUGCAGUUC
Molecule: messenger RNA, 2042 nt
Organism: Serpula lacrymans var. lacrymans S7.9
Lineage: Eukaryota; Fungi; Basidiomycota; Agaricomycetes; Boletales; Serpulaceae
Exons: 12
Coding region: 1098-1790 (230 amino acids)
Source: RefSeq, a predicted model, not a curated record